This is a messenger RNA of Laccaria bicolor S238N-H82, 1821 nucleotides long. RefSeq lists its product as uncharacterized. The coding region runs from base 1 to 1821 and encodes 606 amino acids. NCBI's taxonomy places the organism in Eukaryota, Fungi, Basidiomycota, Agaricomycetes, Agaricales, Hydnangiaceae. Gene Ontology annotation, biological process: transmembrane transport; metal ion transport. Gene Ontology annotation, molecular function: cobalt ion binding; magnesium ion transmembrane transporter activity; magnesium ion binding. Gene Ontology annotation, cellular component: membrane. The transcript has 7 exons. The record is from RefSeq and is a predicted model, not a curated record.
AUGCGACAAACGUCACCUGCGAUGCCCUCUCGGGCGCCUGAGCCGAGCCACCGGCAUGGAUCGCCUUCAGGGCCUUGGCCUUUCUUUGACAUUGACGAUGAGCUUGACGCUGAUCAAUCGGAGGACACGGAAAGUCACUGGUCAAUGACCUCGUCUCCUUGUCAUCAUGUAAGGGGGAUAGAAGACGACAAGUGUUGGUGCAAAUACCCUCAAUCUCUCUUCCGAAAUUGGACGCCGAGACGGCAGAAGAAAAGCAAGAUUUCCGAGGUGGUGGAGAAGUCUACGGGGUUGUGUACUAUCCAUUAUGCGGAUGUGCUACAGGAUGGAGAGUUCGUUCACGCAGGUGCCCAUGAGGUACAGGAGUCAAACGUUGAUGAAUAUUGGGGGUUUAUUUCGCAAGGGCGUCCCACAGGCGUACGAUGUCGAGCACUAUUCAUCGACCACCUCAGCGGGCCCGUGUUACAGAUGCUCGGUGCGAAAUACAUCAUUGAGCCUUUCUACUUCUCUUCUUCACUUGGCUGGAUACCUUCUCGUUAUCAGUCAAACAAGGCUCCCAGAGGCGACCAUAUCACCAUUACACUGACAUUUGCAAGGACGAUGCGUAACCCAACCACGGUACCGCUAGUCCCAAACUCGAGUAUCCGUUCCGCUAGCACUGCUGACACGCUCGCACAUGGGCCGCCAAUCGCGAUUGAUACACAAUUGCCAUUGCCACUCCAGUCCAAUGGCAUACUUGUUUACGACCUUCUUGCUCUGCACAUGGUCCGAUCUGAGGAAUCGAACACCAUCAUCUCCUAUCAUCCUGGCAACAACCAUUUAGCAACCACUGCUGAGGCCCUUCAUCAUCGUUUCAAGCUGAUUGGGCGCUCGGUGUAUUGGAGCUCGAUAUUCAAGGAGACGAAUGACCCUACCUUGUUCUUGCUGAGCCUGAUGUGGUAUCCUGUGUAUUGUUGGGACGAAGUUUUUGAAACCUUAUACUACCACAUCUGUGAUCUGGUGAGCCUCGCGAUUCUUCACAGCCGUUCUCAGUUAAUAGGCUUGCAGGAAUCCACGGUCUUAACUACGAAUGACACGAAUCUCACUCACAAACUUCACGCAAUACGAGCACAUUUGUUACACUACCAAGCUUUGCUCGACGAUUUCCGCAAGACUAUUACGUUUAUCAAGCAAACUCCCUUCCCCGCUUUAAAUGAUUCGGAUGGAUACCCUCCACGUAGCAGUGAGAUCUCACAGCAACUUUUGGAGACGGAAUCUGCAAAUUUGCUGCGGGAAAUACAGCGGCUAGAGGACACCAAGGAAUUGCAGGAACGAAGGUUGAAGAAUGUCAUGAACCUCACCUUCAGCAUCGUCAAUAUUGAUGAUAGCAGAGACACGCGGAAACUAACGGAAGCGUCCGUCCGAGAUAGCGCUGCCAUGAAACAAAUUGCCUAUCUCACCAUGUUCUUCUUACCAGCUACAUUUGUUGCUGGAAUAUUCGGGAUGAACAUCAGGGAAAUUAACCCAGGGACUAAGGGCACCCUACUUCACUUUUUCGUGGCUGUGAUUCCGUUGACGCUUAUAACAAUCUGGUUGAUUGUCGCCUACCAGAUACAAGCUACUAUUCCUCGAUUGAAGUUUAAACGCAGUGAGGAUGAGGGCGCCGAGGCUGAAGACUUGGAAGGGCGCUAUAUGCUAUAUGAUGGCACUACCCGGCUCAAAACACUUAGUUGGUGGACGAGGUUGUCCUGGCCUGUUGUAUUGGUCUCUUCCCUGUUUGAAAAAAAGAUCUGGAAGAAGCGUAGGCAGAACCUUGGGAAUUGGUGUGGUAUCUCUGGUUGUUAA